Molecule: messenger RNA, 654 nt
Organism: Encephalitozoon intestinalis ATCC 50506
Lineage: Eukaryota; Fungi; Microsporidia; Unikaryonidae
Product: Forkhead/HNF3 transcription factor
Exons: 1
Coding region: 1-654 (217 amino acids)
Biological process (GO): regulation of transcription by RNA polymerase II
Molecular function (GO): DNA-binding transcription factor activity, RNA polymerase II-specific; RNA polymerase II cis-regulatory region sequence-specific DNA binding
Source: RefSeq, a predicted model, not a curated record
AUGCUUGGGAAGGAGAAGUGUGGAAAUGAUAAAAACGAAAUCUCAAGGUGUAGAGACAAUUCAAGAAAAGGCCUAGGUUAUUCCUCGGAGUCGGAUAUCCCCGAGCAGGGGAAAAGAGGAAGACGUCCAGGGAUAUCCUAUGCAGAUUUGAUAACAGAGGCUAUAGAAAGCAGCUCCGAAGGAAUGCUAACACUUAAGGAAAUAUAUUCCUACAUCUCUUCAAAACACCCAUACUUCUCUCUUAAGAAGACGGGGUGGCAGAACUCAAUUAGACACAACCUGAGUUUGAAUAAAUCUUUCUAUAAGGUCCCCAGAACAUCGGCAAACCCGGGAAAAGGUUCGUUCUGGAAGAUAAACUAUGAAUUCCAGAACAGCAAGGGUUCACAAAAGACCUACAGGUCUAGGAAUAAAUACUCAUUCAAUAGCAAUCGUGAUGCAGAAAAGAAUGUCAACUCGAUAUCAGAGCUUCUUGGAGCACAGCAAGGCUUUUUCGAUAGUAUCGGUGUUACAGAAGUUCCCUUCGAGCGCCACACAACAGUCUUUGAUGGAAACUUGACAAGCCUCAGCGAUUGUCUUGAUCACAGUUACCAAAAGGAAUAUUUCGACCACAACGACGACCUCUCAAACACAAACUACAUUUUCUCGUUCAGAUGA